AUGCUACAGUCGAUACCGUACCUGGGCGACUUGUCCCUCGACUCCAUCCUCAAUUGGGACUUCUUCUCAGAGUGGCUGCAUUCGCCUGGACAUGCGACUACCCGGUCUGCUAUCCUCGUAGCGAUAUUUACGGGUACUCUGCUUCUGCGCUCUGCUAUUAACCGCCGGAAGAGGAACCCUCGUGGUUUGCCAUUGCCUCCUGGUCCGAGACGCUUGCCACUCGUUGGGAAUCUUUUCCAAAUUCCGUCGGUGCACCCGUGGGCCGUGUAUGAUAGUUGGGGGAAGCAGUAUGGGGAUAUGAUCUACCUCGAGGCUAUCGGGCAGCCAUUGAUGAUCAUCAACUCGGUGGCGACUGGGACUGAGCUCCUGGAGAAGAGGGGUACGAAUUACUCGGACCGGCCAGGGUCAACGCCUGCAUUCGACAUCUUGGAGUUUGGAUGGAUGAUCGGAUUGCUGAACUAUGGUCCUGAAUGGACAGGACAUCGACGAGCGUUCCAGCAGCACCUUAAUCCACGCAAGGUCCACCUGUACAAAUCCAUCAUUGAAGAGGAAGGUUUAGUCUUCCUUCGACGGUUGCUGGCGCGUCCAAAGGACUUUAUGGCGGAAGCUCGAUUGUACUUUGGCAUGGUCCUCAUGCGAGUUUCGUAUGGUUCGACGAAUGCCGCGUAUAAUGCCGACCUCAUCGAGAGGGCAGAAAUGGUCGCAAAAGGGUUCUCCGAAGCUGCCCUCCCUGGAAAGUACCUCGUCAAUGUAUUGCCCUUCCUCAAAUACGUUCCGGCCUGGUUCCCUGGCGCAGGAUGGAAACGAGAUUUGCUCAAGAUUACCCAAGUUACGAGGAGUUUGAUUCACGAUUCGUUCGAUGAAGUCGUGAAUCGAGUGAAAUCUGGGAAGCAGAGCCGGGAGUACCACUCUUUGGCUGGUGGAUUAAUCGAGGACUUCCCUCCAGAGAGUGAUCCUCGUUAUGCCGAACAGGAAUACAUUGCUCGAUGCACUGCUGUCGCUACUUAUGUCGGUGGAUCUGAUACGACCGGUGGUACCUCGCAAGCGUUGUUUGUUGCUCUUGCAACGAACCCGCAUUUCCAGAAGCGUGCUCAAGCAGAGAUGGAUGCAGUGCUGGGCCCUUGCCAGCUCCCCAAACCCGACGAUGUCGCUCGGCUGCCUUACAUCCAGGCUCUCACGAAGGAGAUCCUUCGGUGGUUUGUCGUUGCUCCCUUCGCCCUUCCUCAUGUUAUUAAAGACGACGACGAGUUCCGUGGACAUUUCUUGCCAAAGGGAACUGUUAUUUUCCCUAACCUCUGGGCCAUGCUUCACGAUCCAAACACUUUCGACACCCCUAUGGAGUUCAACCCCGAGCGAUAUCUCAAGGACGGAAAGAUCAACCCUAACGUUGUCGAUUCUGAGAUCGCUGCCUUCGGUUUCGGUCGUCGCAUUUGCCCCGGUCGCCAUCUCGCCCUCGACUCCCUCGGCUACAUGAUCGCUUGCUUGUUGGCCGUUUUCAAUGUCAGUCUACCCAAAGACCAGUACGGCAACCCCGUUCCGAUUGAUAUGCAGAUUACGUCUGGGAUGAUUGCCGGUGUUCUCCCUUAUGAGUGUGAUAUCGUUCCUCGUUCGGAACAGCAUGCUGCACUUGUGAGAGACCAUUACUUGAUUAAGGUUUAA
Messenger RNA from Coprinopsis cinerea okayama7#130, 1659 nucleotides. RefSeq lists its product as hypothetical. The coding region runs from base 1 to 1659 and encodes 552 amino acids. NCBI's taxonomy places the organism in Eukaryota, Fungi, Basidiomycota, Agaricomycetes, Agaricales, Psathyrellaceae. The transcript has 11 exons. The record is from RefSeq and is a predicted model, not a curated record. Gene Ontology annotation, molecular function: heme binding; monooxygenase activity; iron ion binding.